UCCGUAGAGUGCUUCCAGUUUCUGCGUUGGGAGGUGUGUUUGCUUGUGACGCUUCGGGACGACUGACUCACGGUGCGCCGGCUUCCGUGCUACGUAAUGUGCCAAAACAUCGCCCAAAGUUCGUUGGUGCUCUCCUGUUAACAGCCGUGGUACUUCUCCGUAUCUUACCGGCAGCCGUCGUAAUCUCCGGACGAAGCUCUUGCCGGACCGGUGUUGCGGUGUGCGGAUAUACGAUUGUUAUCGCAUAGGGCGGAGGUAGGACGUGGUGGGUUCCUGUAAACACAAGAGCGCAUACCGUUCCCACUCCGAUACCGUUACCUUGUCGCCGACAACGUCCCGACUCCCUCGGUGACACGAUGUCGACUUGGAAAGCAGCGGUCGGCACCGACUUGAAGGUGCAAUCGCAAGAGGCCGACGAUGACUGGGAGACCGACCCCGAUUUCGUGAAUGACGUGACUGAAGAGGAACAGCGCUGGGGCUCGAAAACUGUUGAAGGCUCCGGACAUGUUGCCGACGCUGUGAAUAUCAACGAACUCCGAGAACAGGUCACCAAGGACGAUGCAGCCUACAAGAAGCGAGUGCUUGAAGAACUGCCCAAGGCCUCCUACGGAUACGGGGGCAGGUUUGGUGUCCAGAAUGACCGAAUGGACAAGUCUGCUGUUGGGAACGAUUACGUGGCAUCGCUCCACAAGCACGCCUCUCAGACGGAUGCCGUCAAGGGCUUCGGUGGCAAGUUUGGUGUCCAGAAAGAUCGUCAGGACAAGUGUGCUGUCGGCUGGGAACAUCACGAAUCGGUCGAGAAACAUGCUUCUCAGAAAGACUACAGUACUGGAUUUGGUGGCAAGUUUGGCGUCCAAAAGGAACGCCAGGACAAAUCGGCAGUGGGCUGGGAGUUUCACGAGAAGACGCAGAAACACGCCUCACAGACUGACUAUGCCAUUGGCUUUGGUGGCAAGUUUGGAGUCCAGAGUGACCGGCAGGACCCAUCGGCUGUUGGCUGGAACCACAUCGAGAAGCUGGAGAAGCACGAAUCACAGAAAGAUUAUUCCAAAGGGUUUGGCGGAAAGUUUGGCAUAGAGAAGGACAAGCAGGACAAGUGCGCACACACGUUUGCUGAAGUUGAGAAGCCCAAGCCCGCAUACCAGAAACCGAGGCCCGACAUUGAGGUGACCUCAGAGAGCGCCAAAAGCCUGCGCUCCCGGUUUGAGAACAUGGCCAAGGCUGGCGAGGAGGAGGCGCGGAAGCUUGCCGAAGAGGAGCGGAAGCGGAGGCUCCAGAAGGACCAGGUUGAGAAGGAGGUGGCCAAGAAGUCCGAGGAAGAGCGCCAGAAGCGGCUCCGCGACGAACACAAGCGCAUCGACCAGCUUCAGGAACAGCUGAAGGCUGCCGAAGGCCACGACCGCGACGAGGAGGUUUCGGAGCAGAAGCCUCGGUCUGACAGUGCCGGUAGCCAGCCCGACGAGUCGGAGCUGAUCCGGCCCGGCACACGGAAGAACCAUUCGCGAGUCUCGGUCAUCCCGCGGGAGCUUGUUGUGCCAACUAAGCAGGUGACCAGUCCCGACGUCUCCCCAACACAAGAGACCGAACCGCCGGCGCCAACGAAGACUGCAGCUCCUCCCAUGGCCAAGGUGUCUGCGAUGCCCGUGGGCGCAACGGCGCUGUUUGCGGAAGAUGAAGAAGAGGCGCCCACAGCGGCACAGGUCGUGGAGCCAGAGUCGGAACCAGAACCUGCCGCGGUGGUCGAGGAGGCCCCCAAGAAGAUUGUGCCGCAGAUCCACCACUCGCCGGUCGAGUCGGAGUCGAGCCCAGAGUCUGGACCCGGUGAACCAUUGGAAGAAGGAAUCUAUGAGCAUUUGGAGCCAGUGUCGACCGAGAAGAAAAUGUCAGCUGUAGCAUUGUACGACUACCAAGCCGCUGACUACGAUGAGAUAUCUUUCGACCCCGAUGACAUCAUCACAGACAUUGAAACGAUCGACGAAGGCUGGUGGCGCGGGAAGUGCAACGGCAAAGUCGGCCUCUUCCCGGCAAACUACGUUCAACCUCUUUACUGAAGCUUGCAUCUUGAAGGCGAGCUUGUCUGAACCACGGUUGUGCCACUCUCUAUGAUGAAGAUGGUGCAGAUUCUUCCACAACUUGCUCAACGGCGGUCUUCUUUGGGCAUCCAACUUGCGCAUCGCUCGCCCAUCCAAGACUUCGACAUUCGGUCAUGACCCAUCGGUGGCAGUUUCUCGAACAACCAUUGGUGGCAGCUUUUGUUGUCGUCUAUUGAUUGUCACUUCUUCACGCUACCAUUUUGACUACUGAACUGAACAAACGUGCAUGAUGAAGUAUGUUGAACGCUGUUUCAUUUUGGUGAUUCAAGUCGAAGGUCAAGUGGCACUUCUCGGCAUGAUGCCUUCCUCGAAAUGACUUGACCGAGACCAGGUCACAGGCUUUGUAUGAGAUCCGACAACCUGUCAUUUUACGGCAGGUGACAGUGAUUUACUUCAUCUUAUCCCAUGGCAAAUCGCUGUGCGUGAGGAGCGAUUUGUGUUUGAAGCAACAGUAGGCCAUAGAGUGUGGAAGUGAGUGUUGGUUCACAAUUUUAGUAUGGCAACACAUCAGAAAAUUUUAACCUAUUGUUAUAUAAAUAUGCACUUGACAGAAUACCAGACACCAGAGACAUGGAGGGCAGUAACAAUGCUGGUAGCGGCACCUUGUGGUGGUUUGUUCAACUACAAAGUGUUAGAAACAUGUUCCGUUUCCUGCUGUUCUUUCCAAAUAAAAAAAAAAGACACUACACGUUUGUGAUUAUGCUGUUGCUGGCACCUUUACACCAGCAACUGAGUAGAACAUAGCCUGUCUCGCAAUAAUAGUUGAACUCAACAUCACCAGAUAGCGCUACCACAGCAGCUGCUUAUGUCUACGUCACCGCUUUUCCCUAAAUGGUAAUACAUUUACAAACAAACCAAGACUCGGUUAUCCGUAGAGGGAGUAGAUUUGCAUGGGCAGUCUCAUCUCUCGUGUGAACUUAGUCGAAAUAAGUGUGAAAAACUUCUUUUUGUAGGUUUUAUGAUGUGCGCAUUUAUGGACCUGCAGGGUCAUACCAGAGGUACAGAUCCUUGGGAAGUGUUAAACACCGUAUGUGCCACUGGUACACGUGCGUCAUCGAAAAGUAGUCCGAGAUUGUAUUCUUUGUAACGGAAAAUGUUCAAGUUGGACUAGCAUGAAAUUGCUGUUUUUCGAGCACAUUCAGGCCAGUAUGACAACGGUUGAAGACUGUGUUUCACCAUGUGUGUAUACAGCUUUGAAUUUUGUGACUGACCCCAAUCUUUUUUAAUUUAUUCCUUUUGCCUACAUUUGUGAGAGACGUUAUUGCUCCAGAUUUGUCGAGCUUAUUACUGUAUUUUGAGAACUUAGUUUCUUUUUUUUCAAGUUGUGAUGAUGAUUAUGGAAGUGUAGAAAGGCGCAGUUUUGCUGCUUCAGAUAUUUGUUGUAGAUUAGUUGACUAUAAUAGCUUUUAUUUCACAAUCUUUUACUCUUCUGUGUCCAAUCCUGCUUUGGGACCUUCUUAUACGUCAGCUCCAUUUUUAGAUUAUAUAUUUGUAAUUUUUCUUUUAGAAACUGUCUGUUGGGCCCAGUUUUAUCGGUUUCGAUGCCUCCUGUCUGAUGGGACUGCUCCUCAAACAACUAAUUUAGUCCAAUGAAUGCUUUACCGAAAUGUUCUUUUCCUUCUUUUUUGGUUUUUGAAAGACUUGUUGUAUUCUCGGUGCUUUUAUAUUCACUCAUGUUUAUGUAAUUUAAAUGCUUAAUUCAUUCCAGAUUCUGGUGGAAAAUUGCGCAAGCAUUUCGCUUUCAGAAUGUUCACUUUGCCUCCUACGUCACGCGAACAGUGUUCAAUUUGCGCUCUCUCCUCACGGUGCUGGCCAAUCGCGAGAGUGCAAGGGAACGUUCGGAAAGCGAGAUGCUUGAGCGGUCUAGCCCCCCGAUUUACUUAAUUACGCAUACCGCUGGUGUACUUAUCCAAUGUUAAUCGUGGGUUCUUGAUGUGGUGCCAAGUUUGUUUUUCACAAGGUAUCUUACGGUCUAUCGUAAGACUCUGUAGGCAUGUAAUGAGCAGAUGUUUGGUAUCUAUAAACAUUUUUUUGUUCUUGUAGGCUUCCAGUGCACACGUGCAUAAAUUAAUGUAGAAAAGUAUUUCAGGGUCAUUGCACUAUCAGACAUCAGUUUACAAGCAAUCUGUUGAUGGCACCCGAAAAUUUUUGUUCUGCACGGAUGCCAUUAACUGAGCUACACUGUUUGUACGAUUACAUGGAUUUCGCAAUAAACAAUCAUAUUGUUUUCAUACAAUA
Dermacentor silvarum is the source of this 4331-nucleotide messenger RNA. It is a transcript of the gene Cortactin, whose product is annotated as src substrate protein p85-like. Gene Ontology annotation, molecular function: actin filament binding. The record is from RefSeq and is a predicted model, not a curated record. Gene Ontology annotation, cellular component: cortical actin cytoskeleton; actin filament; site of polarized growth. NCBI's taxonomy places the organism in Eukaryota, Metazoa, Arthropoda, Arachnida, Ixodida, Ixodidae. Gene Ontology annotation, biological process: regulation of actin filament polymerization.